Messenger RNA from Sorghum bicolor (sorghum), 2094 nucleotides. Its product is annotated as probable thiamine biosynthetic bifunctional enzyme, chloroplastic. NCBI's taxonomy places the organism in Eukaryota, Viridiplantae, Streptophyta, Magnoliopsida, Poales, Poaceae. Gene Ontology annotation, biological process: thiamine biosynthetic process. The record is from RefSeq and is a predicted model, not a curated record. Gene Ontology annotation, cellular component: chloroplast. Gene Ontology annotation, molecular function: phosphomethylpyrimidine kinase activity; hydroxymethylpyrimidine kinase activity; thiamine-phosphate diphosphorylase activity. Bases 53 to 1696 code for a protein of 547 amino acids. The transcript has 9 exons.
CCAUCUCCAUCCCCAUCCCAAAUGUCAUAAACCUCCACUUGCGGACUUGCCCAUGGCAUCCGUACCACCCCUCCCCCCAUAUCGCCCUCGCCAUUCCGACGCCGCCGCCCUUCUCUUCCGCUCCCCGUCCUUCUCGCCCGGGGUCUCGCCUGCUUCGGCUACCCGGCCGCCGCGCAGGUUCCCGGUGGUUGCGUCGGCGCGCGAUAUGCCGUGGCCGCACGUGCUGACGGUGGCCGGCUCCGACUCCGGCGCGGGCGCGGGCAUCCAGGCGGACAUCAAGGCCUGCGCGGCCCUAGGAGCCUACUGCUCCUCUGUCAUCACUGCCGUCACCGCGCAGAACACCGUUGGCGUCCAGGGGGUCCAUGCUGUGCCGGAGGAGUUCGUGGGGGAGCAGCUCAGGUCGGUUCUCUCGGACAUGUCGGUGGACGUGGUGAAAACAGGGAUGCUCCCUUCAGCUGGAGUAGUUAAAGUUCUCUGUGAGAGUCUUAGGAAGUUUCCAGUCAAAGCUCUAGUGGUGGAUCCGGUCAUGGUGUCCACCAGUGGUGAUACUCUUUCAGGACCAUCUACUCUCGCUACAUAUAGGGAUGAACUAUUUUCUGUGGCUGAUAUAGUCACUCCUAACGUGAAAGAAGCAUCUAAGUUACUUGGGGAUGUAUCAUUGCAUACAAUUUCUGACAUGCGCAAUGCAGCUGAAUCCAUUUACAAACUUGGUCCAAAAUAUGUGCUUGUGAAAGGCGGGGAUAUGCCAGAUUCAUCAGAUGCAAUUGAUGUAUUAUUUGAUGGUAAGGAGUUCACUGAGCUUCGUGGUCCGCGUAUAAAGACCCGUAACACACAUGGAACCGGUUGCACAUUAGCUUCAUGUAUUGCUGCUGAAUUAGCAAAAGGUGCAACAAUGCUGCAUGCUGUUCAGGUUGCUAAGAAAUUUGUGGAAUCUGCUCUUUAUCACAGCAAAGAUCUUGUGAUUGGAAAUGGACCUCAGGGCCCUUUUGACCACCUCUUUGAGCUUAAGUCUCCGUUAUACAAGAUGGGAUCACUGCAAAAGUUCAAUCCAGAUAACCUCUUCCUGUAUGCAGUGACAGACUCUGGGAUGAACAAGAAGUGGGAUCGUUCGAUAAAAGAUGCCGUGAAAGCUGCCAUUGAAGGUGGCGCUACCAUUGUCCAAUUAAGAGAAAAAGACGCCGAUACACGGGAGUUCUUGGAAGCUGCCAAGGCUUGUGUGCAAAUCUGCAAGUCUAGUGGAGUGCCGCUACUGAUUAAUGACCGCAUAGAUGUUGCUCUGGCAUGCAACGCAGAUGGCGUCCAUGUUGGUCAAUCAGACAUGCCAGCAUGGGAAGUACGAGAGCUCCUAGGACCUGGAAAAAUCAUUGGCGUCUCAUGUAAAACCCUGGACCAGGCCGAGCAGGCAUGGAAGGAUGGUGCAGAUUACAUCGGCUGUGGCGGUGUCUUCCCAACCACAACGAAGAAAAACAAUCCCACCUUAGGGUUCGAGGGCUUGAGGACCGUCUGCUUAGCUUCGAAGCUGCCUGUGGUGGCCAUCGGCGGCAUCAAUGCUGGAAAUGCAGGUUCGGUAAUGGAGCUUGGGUUCCCAAAUCUGAAAGGUGUGGCUGUGGUCUCUGCCCUGUUUGACCAGGAAUGUGUCGCCAUUGAGACAAGAAACCUCAGAUCCAUUCUGAAGAAUGCUUGCUCCAGAUCUUAGAGCAAGUUGGCACUUGGCACCUGUUCAUUUAAUUUCUUUGCUUAGGCCGAAAUAGGUUUCUAAUCAAGCUUUCACCAUUCACUUUGUCAAAAGGGGAAAAGGUGUUGCAAUUUUCAAUAAUUCGGAGACAUUUACUUGAGAAAAAUAAAUUUCCCAUGAACAAGAAGUUUAAGACAUUUCAAAGGCGCUGAAUUGUAAUAAGAAAUUGAUAAUGCAUCGGAACUAAUUUGAUGCAAGUACUAAACUUUUUUUUACUACGGUAAAUAGUAUUCCAGUCUUUUCAAAUUAUAAGAUGUUUUGGUUUUUCUAGGUACAUUGCUAUUAAUAUGUAUCUAGAUAGUGUAUAAAGACAAAACGUUUAUAUUUUGAAAUGGAGAGAGUUGGUGUUAUUUGAAGUA